Messenger RNA from Drosophila ficusphila, 721 nucleotides. RefSeq names its product leucine-rich melanocyte differentiation-associated protein. The record is from RefSeq and is a predicted model, not a curated record. NCBI's taxonomy places the organism in Eukaryota, Metazoa, Arthropoda, Insecta, Diptera, Drosophilidae. Gene Ontology annotation, molecular function: protein binding. The transcript has 4 exons. Gene Ontology annotation, biological process: melanocyte differentiation. The coding region runs from base 90 to 638 and encodes 182 amino acids.
UUUCAGUUGCUCACGAGAAGAUCGCCGGUGAGGUAUCCGAAGCAACACUCACUCUCUCGUUAACCACGUUUACGAUAUAUCUCACAGCCAUGCAAACGCCAGAAAACAACGACAAUCAACUUAUUUUGGUGCAACAGAAUUUACGAACGCUGCCUCAGGAAUUAGUUAGGAGCCAUGCUGAUCAUGUUGAGCACUUGGAUCUAAGCCACAACUGCCUGAAGGAUCUUUCCUGGCUGGGGGAGUUCGAGCAUUUGCGUCAUUUGGUCCUGGACAGUAAUCGAAUGCAUGAGGCUCAUCUGAGGACAUUGACGCGACCCCUGCCACAACUGGAAAUACUGAUGCUGAACAAAAAUGAGUUCAGUGACUUGCCAACGACAAUUCGGCUGAUCAGGAGGUUCUUUCCCAAUUUGGAAUACUUGAGCCUACAUGGCAAUCCCAUCUGCCCUGAUGGCCUGGAACUGCAGCCGUUCUCUAGUUACUUGCGAUACGACUACGAGUACUACAGUAAUUACAUUGCACAGUCACUGAGCAAACUGAAAUUCCUGGAUCAUGGGCUGGUUCAACGCACCUACCAGUACGAAAGUUUUCCACUCAAAAGUUAUGCUGGAAAGCAACUGAUCCAAACAACAAGUUUCUGAAGUAUCAGAUAAUAUUAUGAACAUUAUGUAUAUAAGAUAUCAAAUGAAUUAUUUCUAUUAAAAACAAGUCUAUUUACCAAGAA